CCCCCAUUUCCCCAAAGCCCUAGCCGCAAUUUGCCUUGCCCCUCCCACCUCCACCUCCGGCGCCGGCGAGGCCGGCUUUACCCGGCAGGCUCGCUCCCCUCGUCGAGGUGACAAGCUCCCAGGGCGUUUCCUGAUCUCUGCCUCUCCCCUCGGUCUGAGCAUUUGCCGCCGAAGCAUUUCGUCGAGCAGUUGGUGCGCGCUCGAGAGGCAGAGGCCAUGGCGAUGUCGAAGGCCAAAUCGAUCGCCCUACCUUUCGCCGACAAGUGCCGGAAUAUCUUGGCCGCCAGUUGGGAGGCCCAUCUCAACACCAUCAAAGCUGACCUCGACGGAAGCAAGGGGGAGAUUUACACAUCGAGGGUGCACUACAUGAUCGACAAGGGCUCGACCUACUUGAUUCUCCCCGAAAACGACAGGCACAACAUUAACAUUUUUCUCGAUGAGCGGGGGUCUCUCUCGGUGUGCGGCCCAGUCCCUGGCCGCCUGACUACCUUGCUCAGGUCCCUUGGCAAGCUGCCUCCUCGAAUUGCUAUGACCGGUGAUGUCCUGCUCCUGAAACCACGCACUAAGGUUCCCGUUGUUGCUGACGCCCUGAAGAAAGCUAUUCUGAAGGAACACAAAGCUGCUUGUGAAUUUAGUCACGGUGUGUCAGAUAUAUUAUCUUCUGCAAGUGCUGCCUGCAGAUCACGGAGUGAAGGCCUCCUCAGCGUACUUGACCAAGGGAGCACCUACACUGUCUUGAAAUUUGAAGUUGGUUCAUGUGUCUACAUAGAUUCGUUUGGGAGCAACCAUAGUAUUGAGCUGGAUAACUUUGAACCACCUAAAGCAGAUCUGCUAUUACCAUUCUCUUCGAAGCUUAUCGAUGGCAUCAACCGGAGUGACCGAAGACGGAGAGCACUUAUCUUUUUCUGCUUUGAGUACUUUAAUGUCACAGCAGCAGACGCACUCUUGCUCUCUAUUGAUCACCACGGAUUCGAUGUCCUCGCCAAGGUCCCUGAAAAAGAAGUCCUACUUGAUGUCCCACGACAGUACAUCUGGAAAGAGUUCAGAUUUUCAUUCAAGGAAGCUGCCAAGGAUAUUGAGGAUUUCUGCCGCAUGUUGGUUGAGCUAGAAGAAGAAGCUGUACAGAGUGUAAAGAGCUAUAGCGGGUUAUAGGUAGUUGAAAGUGGGGAAGUUAUUUUACUACAUUCUGGAACCCCAAAAUUUCUUAUAACAAGAUCUGGUGCUUGGCUUCGAUCCUCACGUCUCUCCCUAAUCUUUUCUGAUUGGCAAGUAUUUUGCCUCGUCUUACAACAAGAUCUGGUGAUUAGCUUUGAUCCUCAUGUUUUUCUGAUUGGCAAGUAUUUACCUCUUCUUAUAACAAGAUCUGGUGCUUAGCUUUCAUCUUUUCUGAUUGGGUAGAAUUUUGCCCCUCAUCUUUUCUUAUUCUCACGUAUUUCGCUUUGCUGUACACGGGGUCACAGGUUGAAAACGUCCAAUGAAAUGAAAACUGUGAUCAGUGGAAACUUACACCCCCAAUCAAUCUUUUUGCU
Oryza brachyantha (malo sina) is the source of this 1529-nucleotide messenger RNA. RefSeq lists its product as uncharacterized. NCBI's taxonomy places the organism in Eukaryota, Viridiplantae, Streptophyta, Magnoliopsida, Poales, Poaceae. The record is from RefSeq and is a predicted model, not a curated record. The coding region runs from base 217 to 1152 and encodes 311 amino acids. The transcript has 9 exons.